GGACGAGACGCCGGUGGUAUAUUGCAAUGAUACGCAGGCCUUAGACAACACGAAUCCUUGAAACAUUCACCCCUGUUACAAAGCAGAAGUCCCCAUUAUAUCAGUCGCUGCAGGAAUUCCGUACUCGGCAACAUGCGCCUCUCAAGUUCUACUAUACUUGUGCUACCUCUGCCCCUCCUCGGCUGUUUGGCUUUCCCUGCAGGAUCUGGGCAGAAUCUCCUUGAGAGCGAGCGCCGAGAAUCUCUUUCGAGGGUCGAUAGGCCACCCUUUGUAGCAACACGUGCGAUUUCGCCAAGCAUCGCAAACAAUUACCUUCCGGUUAUCAAGAGAGGCGAGGAGGUGCCCCAUCUCGAAGGCCGACCUGUGGUUAAGAGAGGCGAAGAGGUUGCCCACGUCGGAGGUGGACCAAUCGAUAAACGCAGUCCAUCCAUCUGGCAUGUGCACUAGAUUAUUCCCCCCGGAGAGAUCGCUGGAGAUUAUUAAGCCAAGGCUGGUCAUCAUGAUGCGCUGGACAAAUUGCGCCGCCAUUCUCUCGAACAUCAG
Messenger RNA from Microdochium trichocladiopsis, 543 nucleotides. RefSeq lists its product as uncharacterized. NCBI's taxonomy places the organism in Eukaryota, Fungi, Ascomycota, Sordariomycetes, Xylariales, Microdochiaceae. The record is from RefSeq and is a predicted model, not a curated record. The transcript has a single exon. The coding region runs from base 133 to 447 and encodes 104 amino acids.